UACUAACACAGCCCACACUACUACUAACACAGCCCACACCAGUGCAAUAGAGAUUGUGUCAUCUGUGGAUCUGUUGGGGAUGUAUGCAAAUUGGAGUUGGUUCUAGUGUUUCCUGUAUAACUGUGUUGAUGUGAGCCGCGACCAGCCUUUCAAAGCUAUUCAUGACUACAGAUGUGAGUGCUACGGGUACAUUUUAGACAGGUUACCUUGGUGUUCUUUGGCAUAGGGACUAUGGUGGUCUGCUUGAAACAUGUUGGUAUUACAGGUUGAAAAUGUCAGUGAAGACACUUGCCAGUUGGUCAACGCACCAGGAGUACACGUCCUGGUCAUCCGUCUGGCCCAGCAGGCAAAUGUUUGACAAUUCUACCGGUGCGUCUGAGUUUUUAAGCAGCACCUUACAGUAUAUAACAUGGUGUCUCUCUGUCUGUGUCCUGUCCUCCAGGCCUGUAUAAGAUGCACUGGAACCCGGAGCAUGCCCAGUCCCUCAGUCAGUCCCUCAGCCAGUCCCUCAGCCAGUGGCCUGAGCAGCACCUGGAUGUGUCCUCCACCACCUCCUCACCGGCCCACAAGUCUGAGCUUUACACCGCUGGCCACGCCCACGGCCGAGGUGGCUACGCCUGGGCCAAUGAUGACAUCUCAGCCCUCACCGCCUCCAACCUGCUGAAGAGCUAUGCAGAGAAGUACUGUGAUGUUCUAGACUCGCCAUACGAUCGUCCACCGGGGCCCGCUGUAGGGACCUACCCAGAGCCAGGGGCUUUCGGGGGCCUUAUUGGCCUCAAGACUGAGCUGGAACCCUGGCCCCUGAGCCACAGUGCAGAGGGGCUCUACCCCGGGUCCCUGGAUGGUCUGUCGGGCCCGAAGGCCGGGGCCACAUCAGCAGGGCCCCCAGGGGCCAGCAAUAUGUCGGGGGUCAACAGUAACCUCUCAGAGUCUUGUUAUAGUGGUAGCAGCUCCUCCUCUGGCUCUCACUCAGGUGACUACAACCGCCCCAGCUACAACGGUACCUACGUCUCGCCUGGCUACUGCCCCCAGCCCCCUUCAGCACUCCCCCCUGCCUCCCUCCAACACCCCCUCCAGCCCACACCCACCCUGUUGCCCAGCUACUCCCUCUCCACCUCGGUCUACAACUACCCCCCCAGCAGCUACCCCCACCAGCCCGGCCUGGGCCCCACCUACAGCCACCCCUCUGCAGGGUACUUACCCCCGGGGCUGGCCACCCCCACUCCCCUCCCGUCUCGGCCCAUCGUGGUCGGGGGUAGCUACGGCUACCAGGAAUCUGGAGGUGGGUUGAAGAGGAAGGCGUUUGAAAUGUCAUUAGACGAGGAGGAGGAUGGCUCUAGAUACAGUAAGUAUACAGGCUACGACCCAGUGAAGCCUGGAGGAGGGGACUCUCUCUCUCCCUACAGAGUGGGAGAUAAAGAAAACAGUGGCUUCACCACGGGCAGCACAGAUCCCCAGGCCUUCAAGCCCAGUAAGCCCUCUUCCCAGCCCCUCGUGUCUCCUCCGUACAGGGUGGCUUUAGCAGGGGACUACAGCCCACCAGCAGGGAUGACUGGGGAGAACGUAGGAGGAGGAGGAGGGUCAGAGAACCAGGGCUUCACCCAGCAGCAGCACCACUCCUCCCUGGUCCACAACAAUAAACUCCCCUCCCUGCAUGGCCAGGGCCAGCCUGGGUCUGGACCAGGGGAGUCGGGCAGCCUGAAGAGCCCAGACCCCAGGCUUCUGGAUCUAGUCAACGGGGAGUUGCUGGACUGUAGCCCGGCCCUGCUAUGGGGGGAGCUGGCUGGACUGACCCACGUCAAGACUGCCCUGGAGGAGGAGCUGCUGUGGCCCUGUCUUAGGCCCAGCCCCGCUGUCCGCCCCCCAGCCACCGUUCUGUUAUUCGGCCCCCGAGGAGGCGGGAAGACCACCCUAGCACGCUCCAUGGCCUCCCAGCUUGGGGCCUCCUUCUAUAGGCUCAGUGGGGCCAUGUUAGCCUCUAAAGGCAAGGCUGAGGCUGAGGGGAUCCUGGGGGCCACACUGCAGGUGGCGGGGUUGAGGCAGCCCUCCGUGGUGCUGCUCAGUGAGGUGGAGGCUAUGGAGAAGGAGGAGGGGUUGAGGCAGGUGUUGCUAUCUGCCCUGGAGAAGGCCCAGAUGGAGUUAGGGUCGGCGGGAGGAGCCCCUGGGCUGGUGAUCAUGGUGUGUGCCACCGGUAGGCCAGAUCUGCUCCAGGAUGCUGUGCAUCGGAGCUUCGCCAAGCGCUACCAUGUGGGCCUGCCAGAUGCUUUUUACAGAAAGCCGAGUUGAGCGCAACGUGCAUCUCCAGUUAGUUAGGAUUCCAUCCAAAGAUCUUGGUUAUUCGUGAUCCAAGACAUAAAUCAGCAAUGUGUUGUCAAGGUGACAUGGUCCAAGGAAAUGGAUAAUCAGGGUCCUGUUCAUGAGGCACCAAACAAAAUAAAACAUACAGAAACAGGGAAGGAACAAGCUGGAUUUGUCCAUUAAGAAAAAUUUAUUUUCGAUUUCCGUUGCAAAACAGACUGAAUAGGGCCAGGACAUCCUAGACUCGUCCAACAUAGAACACACAUUUUUGUUUUCCAUUGCAAAACUUUUUUAAACGUUUGCCCUAAUGAACAGGACCCAGGGUUGAUUUGGGAGAACCCCCUGUUGACUGACUGCUACUCUCAGGACUUUAUUCAUUACAGUCCUCCCCUGUGGUGUUUUAGAUUUCAUUACCUUAUUCAUUACCAGUCCUCUACUGUGGUGUUUUAGAUUUCAUUACCUUAUUCAUUACCAGUCCUCUCCUGUGGUGUUUUAGAUUUCAUUACCUUGUUCAUUACCAGUCCUCUCCUGUGGUGUUUUAGAUUUCAUUACCUUAUUCAUUUCCAGUGGUGUUUUAGAUGUCAUUACCUUAUUCAUUACCAGUCCUCUCCUGUGGUGUUUUAGAUUUCAUUACCUUAUUCAUUACCAGUCCUCUCCUGUGGUGUUUUAGAUUUCAUUACCUUAUUCAUUACCAGUCCUCUCCUGUGGUGUUUUAGAUUUCAUUACCUCAUUCAUUACUAGUCCUCUCCUGUGGUGUUUUAGAUUUCAUUACCUUAUUCAUUACAGUCCUCUCCUGUGGUGUUUUAGAUUUCAUUACCUUAUUCAUUACCAGUCCUCUCCUGUGGUGUUUUAGAUUUCAUUACCUUAUUCAUUACUAGUCCUCUCCUGUGGUGUUUUAGAUUUCAUUACCUUAUUCAUUACAGUCCUCUCCUGUGGUGUUUUAGAUUUCAUUACCUUAUUCAUUACAGUCCUCCCUGUGGUGUUUUAGAUGUCAUUACCUUAUUCAUUACAGUCCUCCCCUGUGGUGUUUUAGAUGUAAUUAUCUUAUUCAUUACCAGUGGUGUUUUAGAUGUCAUUACCUUAUUCAUUACCAGUGGUGUUUUAGAUGUCAUUACCUUAUUCAUUACCAAGAGCUUAGGAUCUAUUUGAAUAACUUUUCUUUUUUUUAAACCCAAAAAUAUCAAUAGUAGCUCAUCGUCUCUUAUCAUUAUGUGUUAUUGACUUAAAAUAUAGCUUCUCACCAAAAUCAUGACAUCAUGACCAUUACAAAAAUCAAACUUUAAAAAAACGUUGAAAUGGAACGCAUUGGUCAUGAUACUGGGCUGUAUUUGAUUAUAGACUGGGUGGUUCGAGCCCUGAAUAUUGAUUGGCUGAAAGCCGUGAGACUGUAUACCACGGGUAUGACAAACAUUUAAUUUUACUGUUCUAAUUACGUUUGUAAUCAGUUUAUAAUAGCAAUAAGGCACCUUGGGGGUUUGUGGUAUGCUAUAUGGCCAAUAUACCACAGCGUUGCGUUGUUCCUAAGAACAGCCCUUAGCCGUGGUAUAUUUGCCAAAUACCACACUUCCUCGGGCCUUAUUGCUUCAAUAUACAACGCUAUAAUUCAAAGACAUAAGCAUAAUGUCCAGACAUGUGAUAAAUCAACAUUCAAAUACACAUUCCUCGUUCACCAGUUCCUGAGAAUGUUGCUUUAAUACAAAAUAUAACACACACAGGCACUGCAAGGCAAGAUGGCGGCUCCUUGGAUGUUGCUUUAAUACAAAAUAUAACACACACAGGCACUGCAAGGCAAGAUGGCGGCUCCUUGGAUGUUGCUUUAACACAAAAUAUAACACACACAGGCACUGCAAGGCAAGAUGGCGGCUCCUUGAUGUUGCUUUAACACAAAAUAUAACACACACAGGCACUGCAAGGCAAGAUGGCGGCUCCUUGGAUGUUGCUUUAAUACAAAAUAUAACACACACAGGCACUGCAAGGCAAGAUGGCGGCUCCUUGGAUGUUGCUUUAACACAAAAUAUAACACACACAGGCACUGCAAGGCAAGAUGGCGGCUCCUUGGAUGUUGCUUUAAUACAAAAUAUAACACACACAGGCACUGCAAGGCAAGAUGGCGGCUCCUUGGGUGUUGCUUUAACACAAAAUAUAACACACACAGGCACAGUAAGGCAAGAUGGCGGCUCCUUGGAUGUUGCUUUAACACAAAAUAUAACACACACAGGCACAGUAAGGCAAGAUGGCGGAAGCCUUGUUUGAAAUGCUCAGGAAAAAUGAAUUUACCUCAGAUAUUUGAAAUAAAGAAUGUAUGUAAUCUUCAGGUCUUGGUGGAGAGAGUAGAGGUGGAGAGAGUAGAGGAGGAGAGAAAGAGGAGGAGAGAAAGAGGAGGAGAGAAAGAGGAGGAGAGAAAGAGGAGGAGAGAAAGAAGGGGAGAGAAAGAGAGGGAGGAAAAAGAGAAGAGCCCUAACAGAGUCCUGUUGCAUACACACUGCAGCUGUCUGUGCAUAUACCUUUGGGGAGAAACUUGAAAAUGCUACAAAGAGUAACAUUGAAUGUAAUUCAGGUAUUUCACAGGAUAUUUGAUGCCAUAAAAUCAAUGGUUUUAUUAUUAUAUAUGAAUAUAAAUACAUGUUUUUAAAUUUGAAUGUCUAUUUUUUGGGGGGGGUGGAAGGUUGGUUGUGUUUAUGAAGUGUUAUGUUGAACACAGAAAAUAUUAGAUUUUUGUUGGACAAACUGUUUACAAAUCAACCCAAAGCAUUGUGUUUAUAUGUACUAUUCACAAAUGAAUGUUAUAUACAUAUUUUAUUGUAAUAGAUGCAAAUCUUCAUUGAAAUAUAUAAACAAAAGGUGUACAUUUAAAUUACACUUAUAUUUCAAACCUGGACACAGACAAGAUAUAACAGAAGAAAAUAGAAAAUGCACCUGAAGACGUUGUCUAAUAAUAAUACAACCUAUUCACAGUGUUGUAUCUCUACCACUCUGUUUAACAACAGUCCGGAAACAUGAGGUCAUUCAGUUCAGUUCGGUACUGACGUGAUGUCAUGAAUAUUGGUCUGUUACCAUAGUUAUGUAGACUGGAGGCGCGCUGGAGGAUGAUGUA
Messenger RNA from Oncorhynchus nerka (sockeye salmon), 5392 nucleotides. Its product is annotated as fidgetin-like protein 2. Lineage: Eukaryota; Metazoa; Chordata; Actinopteri; Salmoniformes; Salmonidae. Bases 454 to 2286 code for a protein of 610 amino acids. The record is from RefSeq and is a predicted model, not a curated record. Gene Ontology annotation, molecular function: ATP hydrolysis activity; ATP binding; microtubule severing ATPase activity. The transcript has a single exon.